Messenger RNA from Mustela lutreola (European mink), 9223 nucleotides. It is a transcript of the gene NHS, whose product is annotated as NHS actin remodeling regulator. NCBI's taxonomy places the organism in Eukaryota, Metazoa, Chordata, Mammalia, Carnivora, Mustelidae. The record is from RefSeq and is a predicted model, not a curated record. The coding region runs from base 1075 to 5700 and encodes 1541 amino acids. The transcript is spliced from 9 exons. Gene Ontology annotation, biological process: cell differentiation; lens development in camera-type eye.
CACCAGAGAUGACUAGGGGGAAGGGACGCGAUGUGACUAUUUGGGGGCUGCUCUAGUCCUGUCAUACACGGGCACCUGCUCCACACCAGUCUCUGUCUUCCCUCUUGUCGGGGCUGGAGGAGUUGGCACCGUCGGCGUGUCUGAUUCUUCAGCUGUUGGUCAGAGGCUGGGGACCAGGGAGGUGAGAAGGGAGCCACGGGGGUGCGGUGCUGAGCAGCCGCGGUCGGUCCAGCCUGUUGGUGAUGUGCCGAGCCCACUGCCACUCCGGGCAUGGCUAACACGCAGCACCAGCCGUCGCGCUACCGGAGGAGCAAACGCAUAGGUACCAGAAAUCCGGAUCCAGGAUCCUCCGCAACCCCCGGCUUGUCUGAGCGCGCAGGGCCCGCUUUGUGGCCGGCUCCCGCGCACCGCGGAGUUUGGGGCUGGGGGCCGAGUCCUGCGGCUCACUGCGGCUGGCGGCAGGGGACGGAUUAUUUUUAGCAGGUUCCCUUUAGCCCAGCGGAGCCGGGAGAUGUUGGCGGAGCCGGGCGGUUGUCUGCAGAGCGUUGGUGCAACCGUGCCUGCUGCCCGGGAGGUUUGGCUGCCGCAGUCCCCUCCAUUCACUGGGCUGUAAAUCGAAGCUGUCUCCACCGGCAAGGCGCUCGAUCUCAGCGUGGCCCUGGGGCUGCGUCCCGCCCAGGUCUCCCGGCACCUGAUUUCCCAGUGGUCAAUUAAGUGUCUCAGCCUGCAGCACUGAAGCAGUGGAGGGGCCAAUGCCCCGGCUUUGAUGGAGCGCGCCGUGCGCAGAGACCUCCCCAGUCGACUUCCUCAUCAGAAGGCAGCAUCCAUUCAUAAUUCUCUCUCUGCCUGUGGACCGAGUUAGGCUGGAGCUGGGCAUGGACUCCUGCGAUCUCCCUUUUUGCAUCUGAAGGCGAAACUAAGAUAAAAGGCAAAAGGAAGAAGGAAUGCGGUCCUAACGCAACAAGGCGCUGGCAAGCCCCCCGAGAGGCCUCUCCUUCGCGGGGAGAGGGAGAAGAGGCAUAUCCUGAGCCCAGCGCCCCAGCCAGCUGCUGCUUCGCUGCGGAGCCGGCACGCAUGCCUACCUCACCUGACGGCCGCAUUCCUGGGGAGCCGGCGCGGGGCCCGGCGGCGCGCCCAGGGCGCACGGGCGGUAGGAUUUCUGCACCCGGAGAACGAUGCGCGGGCGGGCUGCCCAGGGCCGAGCCCGAGCCCGAGCCCGAGCGGGCGCCCGGGGAAGCUAGCCUCGGCGCGGCGCCCCACCGCAACCCCCCGGGAUGCUCCGCGACUCGCAGCCCAGGCCACUCGGCCGUCUCCAACCUGGACAUUGAGAGUAAACUGAGCGUGUACUACCGUGCGCCAUGGCACCAGCAGAGAAACAUCUUCCUCCCGGCCACAAGGCCACCCUGCGUGGAGGAGCUGCACCGCCAUGCCCGGCAGAGCCUACAAGCCCUGCGCAGAGAGCACCGGAGCCGGAGUGAUCGCCGGGAGCAGAGAGCCGCUGCCCCUCUUUCCAUAGCGGCCCCUCCACUGCCAGCCCACCCCCCAGCUCACAGCCAGAGGAGGCGCGAAGUUAAGGACCGGCACUUCUUAACGUUUAACAGCACCCGUUCGCCCUCCCCCACUGAGUGUUGCCACAUGACCCCAUGGAGUAGAAAGUCCCAUCCCCCGGAGGAUGAAGAUACAGAUGUCAUGUUAGGGCAGAGGCCAAAAAACCCAGUACACAAUAUCCCCUCGACACUGGACAAGCAGACCAACUGGAGCAAAGCACUGCCUCUCCCAACACCAGAGGAAAAGAUGAAACAAGACGCCCAAGUGAUUUCUUCUUGCAUUAUUCCCAUCAAUGUCACUGGAGUUGGUUUUGACAGAGAGGCUAGUAUACGCUGCUCCCUUGUUCAUUCACAAUCCGUACUACAGCGGAGACGAAAACUGAGGAGGAGGAAAACCAUCUCGGGUAUCCCCAGAAGAGUCCAACAAGAAAUAGAUUCUGACGAAUCCCCUGUGGCCAGGGAAAGGAAUGUGAUCGUGCACACAAAUCCAGACCCUUCCAACACUGUGAAUAGGAGGUCUGGAACCAGGGACUCCGAGUGCCAAACUGAAGAUAUUCUGAUUGCUGCUCCAUCCAGAAGGAGAAUCAGAGCUCAAAGGGGUCAAAGCAUCACAGCUUCCCUUUCUCACUCCGCUGGCAACAUCUCUGCAUUGGCAGACAAAGGCGACACCAUGUUUACCACUGCAGUGAGCAGCCGUACAAGAUCUCGGAGCCUUCCCCGGGAGGGCAACAGAGGUGGGGAUGCUGAGCCCAAAGUUGGUGCUAAACCCUCAGCAUAUGAAGAGGGGGAGCCCUUCAUGGGCGACCGAGAAAGAUCGUCAAAUGAUUGCAGUGAGGCCCCCAGCAGCCCAAGUGCACAGGAACACCAGCCUGCUCUGGGCCUGGCUUGUUCUCAACAUCUUCACAGCCCUCAGCACAAGUUAAAUGAGAGAGGGAGGUCACGCCUGUCCCGAGUGGCUGCCGACUCUGGCAGCUGUGACAUCUCCUCCAACUCAGACACCUUUGGGAGCCCCAUCCACUGCAUCUCCACAGCUGGUGUCCUCCUCAGCAGCCACAUGGACCAGAAAGAUGACCACCAAUCAUCCAGUGGCAACUGGAGUGGGAGCAGCUCCACAUGCCCCUCACAGACCUCAGAGACAAUCCCUCCUGCGGCUUCUCCUCCCCUAACUGGGUCUUCACACUGUGACUCGGAGUUGUCACUCAACACAGCCCCUCAUGCUAAUGAGGAUGCCAACGUCUUCGUGACAGAGCAGUACAAUGACCACCUGGAUAAAGUGAGAGGCCACCGGGCAAACUCCUUUACGUCCACUGUGGCAGAUCUGCUGGAUGACCCCAACAACAGCAACACCAGUGACAGUGAGUGGAACUACCUACACCACCAUCACGAUGCCUCCUGCCGCCAGGAUUUUAGUCCUGAGCGCCCCAAGGCAGACAGCCUGGGCUGCGCAAGCUUCACAAGCAUGGCCACUUAUGACAGCUUUCUGGAAAAGUCUCCAUCAGACAAAGCAGACACUAGCUCUCACUUCUCAGUGGACACAGAAGGAUACUACACUUCCAUGCACUUUGACUGUGGUCUCAAAGGCAGUAAGAGUUACGUCUGUCACUAUGCAGCCCUGGGCCCAGAGAAUGGCCAGGGCAUUGGGGUUCCUCCUACUCUUCCCGACUGUGCCUGGCAGGACUACUUAGACCACAGGAGGCAGGGGAGACCAAGCAUCUCUUUCAGGAAACCAAAGGCAAAGCCGACCCCACCUAAACGUAGUUCAUCACUGAGGAAGUCCGAUGGAAAUGCAGACAUUUCUGAGAAGAAAGAACCAAAGAUAAGCAGCGGCCAGCUCCUGCCUCACAGUUCCAGGGAAAUGAAGCUGCCUCUAGAUUUCUCCAACACACCUUCUCGAAUGGAAAAUGCCAACCUUCCCACCAAGCAAGAAUCUUCUUGGAUGAACCAGAGUGAGCAUGGUAUUAAGGAGCCUCAGUUAGACACUCCAGAUAUUCCGCCAUUCAAAGAUGAAGGUGCUGAAUCAGCUCACUAUGCAGAUCUCUGGCUUCUGAAUGACUUGAAAACAAAUGAUCCUUACAGAUCUUUAUCUAAUUCCAGCACUGCUACGGGUACCACAGUUAUUGAAUGCAUCAAAUCUCCAGAGAGCUCUGAAUCCCAAACAUCCCAGUCAGAAUCAAGAGCAACCACCCCAUCCCUUCCUUCUGUUGACAAUGAGUUUAAAUUGGCCUCACCAGAAAAGUUGGCCGGCUUGGCAUCUCCAUCAAGUGGCUACUCAAGCCAGUCUGAAACACCAACUUCCUCUUUCCCUACAGCUUUCUUUUCUGGCCCGCUGUCUCCUGGAGGUAGCAAAAGAAAACCAAAAGUCCCAGAAAGGAAAUCCUCACUACAGCAACCCUCUUUAAAAGAUGGAGCUCUGUCACUGAGCAAAGACCUUGAACUUCCAAUUAUACCUCCUACCCAUCUUGACCUAAGUGCUCUUCAUAGUGUCUUGAAUAAACCAUUCCACCACCGUCACCCACUGCAUGUUUUUGCUCAUGGUAAGCAGAACCCAGUAGGAGAAACCCUGCGGUCCAACCCUCCGCCGUCCCUUGCGAUUACGCCAACAGUCCUGAAGUCUGUUAACCUGAGGUCCGUCAGCAAGUCUGAAGAAGUGAAGCAGAACGAGGGCAACAAUACAGAUCUCCCCUACUUAGAGGAUAGCACUCUCGCAAUGGCUGCCCUGUCUCCAGGUAAGAUUAAGCCACAUGCGGCUAAGAAAUCAGUAUCACGUCAGUACUCCGCUGAAGACACCAUACUGUCCUUCUUAGACUCCUCUGCAGUCGAGAUGGGACCAGAUAAACUACAGUUAGAGAAAAAACGUACUUUUGAUGUAAAGAACCAUUGUGAACCAGAAACGGUGACCUCAGCUGGUAGCAAUCUUCUAGAUUCGAGUGUCACGAAAGACCAAAAACAUAUGGAGAAUGAGCCUGUUCCGGAAAGUACGGCGAGUAAGAAUUUUGACUUUCCCACAGAGGGAUUUCAGAGGGUCUCUGGUGCCCGCCCAAAUGAGCUGGAUGGCAAAGUACGACAAUAUGGAGCGGGUCCAGACGGGGCCCUGGCACAGGUGCAGAAGCCAUCCUCUGCAGAUUGGGAGGAAGCUGCAUACCCCGAGUCUCUCGAUGCGCUCGCGGCUCAGUCAGACUCGCCAACCAGACCCACAGACAUAAGCAAUCCACUCAAGCCUCAACCUGGGAUGAGCCGCCACCAUGACAAAGUGCCUGGGAAUACCAGCUGUGAAGCGGAGCUAUCAACUGCAAAUUCAUGCCCUGAAAAAUGUUCUGAGCAGGAAAAUACCGCUUCAGGUGUUUCCGCCAAAAGUGCCUCUGACAACAGCGAAGCAGAGGAGACCCAAGGAAGCGUGGAUGAGGUUUCACUGAAAGAAUCGUCACCGAGUGAUGACUCUAUGAUUUCACCGCUUAGUGAAGACUCUCAGGCCGAAGCAGAAGGUGUGUUCGUGUCUCCAAACAAACCUCGUACAACUGAGGAUUUGUUUGCAGUCAUUCACAGGUCUAAGAGAAAAGUCCUUGGAAGAAAAGACUCCGGGGAUAUGUCUGCUCGAAGCAAAUCGAGGGCUUCUCUUGGCAGCAGUAGCAGCAGCAGCGCUGGUUCUGGUACUUCGCCCAACAGCAACGUGACCACCCCAAACAGCCAGAGGUCCCCGGGCCUCAUCUACCGAAAUGCCAAAAAGUCCAACACGUCCAACGAAGAGUUUAAGCUGUUACUCCUCAAGAAAGGAAGUCGCUCGGAUUCUAGUUACCGCAUGUCUGCUACUGAGAUCCUCAAGAGUCCCAUCCUGCCCAAACCUCCUGGAGAGCUCACAGCUGAGUCCCCACAAAGCACCCAUGAGGCUCAUCAGGGGGUCCCCGGGGCCGAGGCCCUGUCCCCACUCUCUCCCUGCUCCCCGAGAGUUAAUGUGGAAGGGUUUUCCUCAAAGAACUUUGCCACCUCGGCCUCCUCGAGGGUUGGCCGCUCCCGAGCACCCCCUGCGGCCAGCAGCAGUCGCUACAGCGUCCGCUGCAGGCUGUACAAUGCGCCCAUGCAGGCCAUCUCUGAGGGCGAGACAGAAAAUUCUGAUGGGAGCCCACAUGACGACCGAUCCUCCCAGAGCUCAACAUAGGUGGCCCGGGCCAGGCUGGCUGUCCAAGGCCAAAACCCUUAGUCGUAUGAGGAUGUAGGAACAGAAGAGAGGACUGAGGAGAAGUCAGCACAACGUGGGGUACCAUCACCGCUUACCAACGAAUUCCUAAAUAUUGGCUGGGGAAAUGGAAGAUGGUCCUUCUUGAUUAUUUUCCACAUCUUUAAGUAGCUGCACUGUCUUUCAUAUUUUUCUUUAGCUUAGUUUGAUUUACCCAAUCUCAUUCCUUUUGAUAAUAUAGAAUUUGAAAAUGUCUGCUUUUCAUGAAACCUAGACAAAGUUUUCCCAGAGCUGCCUAUUCAGAAAACAAAGCCCUCACUGUCAUAAUUCUUAAGAAGAUGAAAUUACUCUGGAGGUUUGGUAUUUUUUUACAUUAAAAUGAACUAAAGCAAAAUUCAGAAGAAAGAACUACACACAUGUAAAUACCAUAUUUUUGAUAAAAAUGUGUAAAUAGAUUUAUCAAUGACGAGUGGACAUGUGGCCAAUUAUCUACCACACACCAACUGUUUAUAGAACACAACAAAUAAAGUGUAAUAACUGUAUUCUGUGAAUACCAUUUUCAUAUAAAAUACCAUAUUUAAAUGUCCACCAAUAUGAUUUUCUGAGUGAUAGAUAAACCUCAAUUAUGAAUUUUAAACUGGUGAAAUAAAGAAAAUCUUGAGGUCAUAUACUGAAAUGUGAUUAAUUUAAAAUAAUGAAUUCAGACCUAGCCAUUUUUGUGACAAAUUGCAGCACCAAACAAGUGAAUAGUAACACAUGGCUAUGAUUUGCCAUGUGGUAAUUUGGACAGAAUGAAAAGCAUGCUUUUGAUUUUUUUUAAUCAAUGAGAAAAAUCAACAUUCUCAACACAAAGCCCUGAAGAACAUUUGACAGUGUCUUUUAGAUUUUUAAUUUUUCAGUGGAUUGCUUUAAAGAGAAUGAAUAGGGAAAACAAUAGUUAAUUUAGGUUAUGUUUUAUAUUAGGCUACUGGGGACAUAAACAGUCAUCAUCUAAUGACUAUAAACUCCUUAAACAGUUUAGUAAUUAGCUCCAGUUUCUUUAACUAACAAAAAUAAAACAUAAGCAUGCCACAGAGCUAUUGAUUUAUCAGUAAGUACCUGCAAUGAGUUUUCAGUGAAGCUUUCUCUCUGUGCUGAUGAGAUUCAUGCUACCUAAAAAAAAGUAACAGAAAUGACACUGUGAACAAUAUAGUUGGGAAAUAGGUAUGUGUAUAGGCAUUAUUUAUAUUCACUGUUAAACUGGGAAUGGGGAACAGCUCUGGUUCACAAUGCUACAUACAAAUGAGUUUUUGUCUGAUUUUACUAUAUCUGCUUGAUGGCAAAAGGGGAGGGUGGUGGGUGGGAAUGGAAAUGUCAGGGUGAGUGCUCUGAUACAAUGAAGGCAGGGAAACAAGCUGAAUUACUUGAAAUUACUUGAAUUUUCUUGUCUUAAAACUGAAAAAAAAAGUAGUUACAAGUUGAAAUCUGUAAAUGAUUCUUACACCUCUGAUUUUAACGUGAACUGAUACUAAUGUUUGAAAUAUGUCAGAAAUAUAAGCAGCUAUGUACUUAAAAUAUGUUUUGAAUGGGACAAGGUAGAAAGUAGAGAGAACUAAGAAGGGAUAUGGCCUAUAAAAGAAUAGAAUGUGAUUAGAAUGAUAGAACAGACCAGAGUUACCAAGAAAUUGAUAAGCAGCUGGCUUUAAGUUUAUGCAAGUGGUAUUUGGGAAAGUAGGAUGUGUGAAAGGGGGUUUGUGGCUUUGGUUUAAUUCAUACCAUAUGAAGGAGAAAGCCUGGUCUAAGAGGAUGCUGUCUUUCAAUAGAAACACUUUCUAAGGUGUUAUAGAUUGAGAAUUAGAGAAUCUGAUUGCUGUUGGGUUUUUGUUUGUAAAGAAAAAAAAUGUCUGUCUCCUACUAUUUGUUUUCACUAUCAAAUGGUAUUUCUUAAUUUGUCAUCCUUGUAUGUAAAAUAUGUGCUGGGGGUGGUGGGGUAGAGGAGGGAGAACGUGCGUGUGUGGAUGUGAGUGUGUGUGUGUGUGUGUGUGUGUGUGUGCUUGUGCUGGGAUAGAUAAGCUACCUGGUAAAGGGUACAUUUGAACAUUUACAAAGUGUUAUACUUUUUAUUAAAAGAAAAAUGUUUGGGGUUUGAAAAAAAUGGACCAUCAUUUCUCAUUGGAACCCAUUAGUCAAGAAAACCAGCAUGGUUUGACACAUGGGAACAUGAAUAACUUUUUCUCAUGCUUUGAAAAGUACACUUGGCAAAAUUUUAAAAGAAAGUUUUUAGACAAAUGCGAUAAGAAACCGUCAUUUCCAGUCACAAUAGGUGAUCUUUUGUAAUUUUCAUAAAAGCAGUUCGUUUGCAGUAUGGCUUUUGUGUAGUUAGGGGUUUUUUAAGCGUAAAGAAAGGUAUGUGGGCUUUAAAGUGAUUCUAAAUCUUGAAUAGGAAACACAUGAAUUGGCUUUAAUAAAUAUGUCACCUUUUUAUUAUUGACAUCAAUUUAAGUAAUGGUACCAUAUAUUUUUUAAAAUACAUACUGACUUGAAUUGUGAGGCAAUAAGAUUCCUUCUAUAUGUAAUGAUCACAGAACUAACCCUUAUAAUAUAGUUUUACUUAUUUUGUUUACUCUAAAAAUCUAUAGCAGAGUUUCUCUAUUUUAUAUUUCAUAGAUUUAAAAAAAAAAACCCAAGUAAUGAUGGAUUUUAAAUUCACUGUGUUAAGAGUAUUGAGUAACAAACUGAGUAAAAAAAAAAAAAGGAAAGAAAAAGUAAGGAAUUCCUUAUUAAUCUGGAAUAUUCUACAUGGCUUUAUUACAUAGCAUAUAAAACCAAGAAUUAGAGGGCUGUCCUCAACAUCACUGCCGUUUUGAAGCAGGGUACACACAUUAGGUAUCGUGAAAAACAUCAAUCCAAACUUUUCUUCUGUUGUUUGCACUGAUGCUAAUUUUUUGUUCUUUUAUGUUUAUGCAACAUGUCUAUGUUGUGUGAGGGAAAAUUUUUUUCCUUUUUGUUUUUUUGUGUUUUGGGGUUUUUUUGUUUUUGGCUAAGUAGAGGACAUGGACUAGUUGUAGCAAACAAAACACACUGUUUGCUCUUGCCAAAGGUCAGUGAGUGAGUACAUUUGCUGCAGAGAUGGCAGACUUAGAGAAUUAGAUCAUGACAAAGAUUUAAAACUAUAAAGAAGGUUACAGUGUAACUAUUUUGGUACUAGAACCAGUUCGUGCUGGCCAAAAAGACAAUGGUUUAUGGACUUGCAUCCAUUUUGUAUUUUUGUAAUAUUUGUAAAUAUGAACUUUUUAAAUUGUUGCAGAAAUGGUUUCUUUUGUAAGAUGUUUUCAACGUUUACAUUCAAUUCAAGCCUUUGUAUAUUUUAGAGCUGUGCAACACUUUAAGUCUUGUAUUUAUUUUUAGUAAAAAUGGUGACAGUUUCAUUGUGAACCCCUCUCAAAAAAAUGUACCAGAAAAGUUUGAUUACCUAGAAAGUGUGUAUAGAAACUGCAAAUAAACGUGACUGCAAUUAAACAACCAG